This is a messenger RNA of Sphenostylis stenocarpa, 2316 nucleotides long. The record is from the annotation of a GenBank genome assembly. Lineage: Eukaryota; Viridiplantae; Streptophyta; Magnoliopsida; Fabales; Fabaceae.
AUGUCUGCGUCUGAAGCGGAGAAGAAGGUGGAGGAAGAGAAGGAGGAGGUCAAAGGGGGAGAACUCUUGUUCUGCGGUGCCACGGGUUGGGAUAUCAUUGGCCGGCGCAGGGGCGCCAUCGACGGUAACCUUGUCUCUCCCUCGCGCCUCCGUCCUCUCGUUGGUGUUAAUAUUCGUUUCGUCGCCUCCGGUUGCGUGUGUUACGUCGGUGAGAAUGCAGUUUCUUGUCAUUGUGUGGCAUUGGACGUUGAAGGGCGCUGCUAUACUUGGGGACGGAAUGAGAAAGGGCAACUGGGUCAUGGAGAUAUGAUUCAACGUGAUAGACCAACUGUUGUGUCUGAACUUUCCAAAAUAUAUGCUCAGUUUUCUGUAGGGUAUGGUAUUCGUCUGGGUUCUGGGGUUGUUGAUGAUUGUGUAGCAGUACUUUGGAAGAAUGCCAUGUGUACAACUAUUGUAUACAAAAUUGUCAAAGCUGGAGCAGGGAGGAGCCAUACCGUGGUUGUUACUGAGGAUGGAAAUUCCCUGGCCUUUGGAUGGAACAAACAUGGACAGCUUGGUUCGGGGUCUGUGAGAAAUGAAAUUGAGUCAUCACCUGUUCGCUGUCUUGUGUCUGAAGUAAAACAUACUGCUUGUGGCGGUGACUUUACUGUGUGGUUAUCUUCCAUUGAAGGAGUUUCUAUACUAACUGGAGGGCUUCCACAGUAUGGACAGCUUGGGCAUGGAACUGAUAACGAGUAUAAUUCCAAAGACAGCUCUGUGAAGUUGGUUUAUGAACCCCAGCCACGCCCUCGAGCAAUUGCUGCUCUUGCUGGGGAAACUAUUGUCAAAGUGGCAUGUGGAACGAAUCAUACAGUGGCGGUGGAUAAGAAUGGCUUUGUCUACACGUGGGGUUUUGGUGGUUAUGGAAGGCUAGGACAUAGGGAGCAGAAGGAUGAGUGGGUCCCACGCCGUGUUGAUGUUUUUCAGAAUAGAAAUCUUUUGCCGCCUGAUGCUAUUAUUUCAGCUGGUGCUGUGAGUUCUUCAUGUACUGCAGGUGGUGGGCAGUUGUAUAUGUGGGGCAAAUUAAAGAACACCGGUGAUGACUGGAUGUAUCCAAAGCCUCUGAUGGAUUUAAGUGGGUGGAAUAUACGAUGCAUGGAUUCAGGCAAUAUGCAUCAUUUUGUUGGGGCUGAUUCCUCUUGCAUAAGUUGGGGACAUGCUCAGAAUGGAGAGCUGGGAUAUGGACCUGCUGGACAGAAGUCUUCAGCUGUACCCAAGAAAGUGGAUAUACUUGAGGGUAUGCAUGUAAUAAGUGUUGCUUGUGGUAUGGGCCAUUCCAUGGUUAUUGUUGAUAGAGCAAAUGUUGCUGAUCGGCUUGAUCAGCUUGAUAUUUAUGAUGGGAAAGCUGUUGGAGAAGGUAACGAGGCUGUAAAUAUUACUCCAGUUCCUAAGCAGGCUGCAAAAAAGGGUGCAAAGGCUGCUGACAAUUCUAAGAAGAGGAAAAAGUCAAAAGAUUCAUCCGAGUCAGAAGAGGAAGAGGAUGCUGAAGAAAGUGAAGAUAGCGAGGAGGAUGAAAUUAAUGGUGAGGCUGAGGUGAAACGAUCCCGUGGUUCUGGUAGAGGCCGAGGUAAGGCAUCCAAAACAUCUGGUGCCAAGGGAAAGGGCUCGGCUGCGAAGGGAAAAGGCUCAGCGGCCAAGGAAAAAGGUGGUGGUGGCCAAGGACGGGGUGGGACUUCAGCUAAUAAGAACAGUUCUAAAUCCCCUCAGAAGAAGCAUAAGAGAGGGUUAUGCGGUCACGAGUUCACGAGAUUGCUUGCAAAGGAAGAUAAUGUAAAACAAAGAUGGAAGGUUAUAGGUUUCAGAUACAGGUAUCCAUCUGUUGAGGAUGAUUUGAACAAGAACAGUGUCUGGUUUUCACUCGUUAAACAAUAUCAGUUUGUAGCAUUCAGGCCAUGUAUAAGCCCUGUUUCAAUGCAUUUGGGCUCUUGUUAUGCUCAAAGUUGUUGGGCUCUGAUUUGGUUUCUCAAUGCAUGCACAUGUGCUAAUACCACUGCACUCACUAAAGCCAUGGUAAAGGAGCAAGAUUUUAAUAGUGGAUUAUCAAAGAAAACCAAGUAUGGACCAAACAAACUGCGAGAAGAGCAAAAUCGCGAUUCUGUUGCCGAGUCCUCCACAUUUCAAAGCAGAUUCGAAAACGGGGUUGCGUGCGCUAAUCAUCGUGUGCGCCCAAAAAUUGAAAACCCAUUUUUGAUUUGGUACGUGAAAGAGAAGGGAGACGAAGUGAUGCAAAGGGAAACGGAACGCGGACUCCAAGGCAAAAACAUAAGGCAGAUUUAA